Messenger RNA from Hevea brasiliensis (rubber tree), 2190 nucleotides. RefSeq names its product adenine/guanine permease AZG1-like. Gene Ontology annotation, molecular function: purine nucleobase transmembrane transporter activity. The transcript has a single exon. Gene Ontology annotation, biological process: transmembrane transport. Bases 222 to 2009 code for a protein of 595 amino acids. The record is from RefSeq and is a predicted model, not a curated record. Gene Ontology annotation, cellular component: plasma membrane. NCBI's taxonomy places the organism in Eukaryota, Viridiplantae, Streptophyta, Magnoliopsida, Malpighiales, Euphorbiaceae.
AAUAAAAAAAAAUAAAAAAGAGAUUCAUUCAUAACCUACCACGAAAGCCCAUGAGAUACUUUCCUCUUAUUAGGAAAGAGAUCCCAUCCUCAGAAUCUAUAUCCUCUUCUUCUUCUUCGACCAACAAAUCUCCUCUGCCCUUCUCUCUCUGUCUGUGUCUCUGUUAUAUAUACAUACGAAUUUAGAGAAAGACACCCAUUAAUAGAAAGUUUCAGUCUUUGAUGGUCAUGGACAUGGAAGCUGGAUCUCCUCCACCCAAACAAAAGCCUCUAACUAGGCUAAACACCUUCGUCGCCAAUUCUCGACUUGGCAAGCGAUUCAAACUCGCCGAGCGAAACUCAACCUUCACCACUGAGUUACGUGCUGGCACCGCCACUUUCCUCACCAUGGCUUACAUCCUCGCUGUCAACGCCUCCAUCCUUGCCGACAGUGGAGGUCCCUGCUCUGUCUCCGACUGUGUCCCCCUCUGCUCCGACCCAACCAUCCCAGUUUCAAACUGUACUGGGUCAUCCCUCCGAAUCAUUCAGCCCGACGAUUCUUGCAAGUUUGACCCGAUUAAUCCAGGCUACGCUGCUUGUUUAGAGAAAAUACGUAAAGACCUAAUAGUAGCCACUGUAGUUUCGUCCCUCAUUGGGUGUGUGAUAAUGGGUGCUUUCGCUAAUCUUCCUCUGGCGUUGGCUCCGGGUAUGGGUACGAAUGCUUAUUUCGCUUACACAGUUGUCGGGUUUCACGGGUCGGGUAAUGUUUCCUACGAGAGCGCAUUAGCUGCUGUUUUCAUAGAAGGUUUGAUCUUUUUAGCCAUAUCUGCAAUUGGGUUACGAGCACAACUCGCGAAACUCGUCCCAAAACCGGUUCGGAUCAGCUCCUCCGCCGGUAUUGGUCUUUUCCUCGCUUUUAUCGGCUUACAAAACAACCAAGGACUCGGAUUAGUUGGGUACAGUCCAUCAACCCUGGUCACGCUCGGAGGCUGCCCGGGAUCCUCACGUGCGUCGUUAGCUCCAGUUACGACGCUAGCUAACGGCACUAUUGCUUUGAUGGCAGGCGGCACCGUUUCAGGGGAUAUUCUGUGUCUCCGCGACAGAAUGGAGAGUCCAACGUUAUGGCUUGGAAUAGUUGGAUUUGUGAUUAUAGCUUAUUGCUUGGUGAAGAAUAUUAAAGGGGCAAUUAUUUAUGGAAUUGUUUUUGUAACGGCCGUUUCAUGGUUCCGUGACACAAGAGUAACGGCGUUUCCUAACACCGAUGCAGGGAAUUCAGCUCAUGAGUAUUUUAAGAAGGUGGUGGAUGUGCAUGUAAUAAAAAGUACAGCUGGGGCUCUAAGCUUUAAGAGCAUAGGGAAAGGUUAUUUUUGGGAGGCUUUGGUCACGUUCUUAUAUGUAGACAUUUUGGACACAACUGGUACCUUGUAUUCAAUGGCUAGAUUCGCCGGAUUUUUGGAUCAAAAUGGAAAUUUUCCAGGUCAAUACUUUGCUUUCAUGUCAGAUGCUACAUCAAUUGUCAUCGGCUCAUUGCUCGGCACAUCUCCAGUUACAGCCUAUAUUGAAUCGUCGACCGGCAUACGUGAAGGUGGCCGAACAGGACUUACAGCAUUGACCGUGGCUGGAUAUUUUUUCUUAGCAUUUUUCUUUACGCCAUUAUUAGCAUCUAUUCCAGCUUGGGCAGUGGGUCCACCGUUGAUCUUAGUGGGGGUGUUGAUGAUGAGGGCAGUGGUGGAUAUUGAAUGGAAUGAUAUGAGGCAAGCUAUACCAGCAUUUGUUACAUUGAUUUUAAUGCCUUUGACUUAUUCUAUUGCUUAUGGGUUGAUUGGUGGGAUUGGGACUUACAUUGUUUUGCACUUGAGUGAUUGGGGGGAGGAACUCUUGGUGAAGAUUGGUGUCAUGAAAAGUAGAGGUGGCGGAGGAGGAGUUAGUGGUGGUUUUGACAGCAGCAGUGGCAACGGCAAUGGCCUCAAUGGGACAAAUGAGCAAGGUAGACAAGACGGAAAUGUGAAAGCAGCUGAAAUUGAAGUUUAGCAAACUAGGGUGAGACAUUAUAAUUUUGCAAUGCCUUUGUACUUAAUUUUAGAAUAUAUACAUAUAUAUCUUCACAGUUUGAAAUUUUUAAGAAAUAGUAGGGAUUUAGAUGUGGGUUUCAUAAAAGGGAUUGAUGUAAAUAUAUAUUAUUCAUGUUAUGGUUGAUCAGAAUUUUAUUUUA